Corythoichthys intestinalis (scribbled pipefish) is the source of this 4740-nucleotide messenger RNA. RefSeq names its product fibroblast growth factor receptor 2 (gene fgfr2). Lineage: Eukaryota; Metazoa; Chordata; Actinopteri; Syngnathiformes; Syngnathidae. Bases 651 to 3155 code for a protein of 834 amino acids. Gene Ontology annotation, biological process: multicellular organism development; positive regulation of kinase activity; fibroblast growth factor receptor signaling pathway. Gene Ontology annotation, molecular function: fibroblast growth factor receptor activity; ATP binding; fibroblast growth factor binding. Gene Ontology annotation, cellular component: plasma membrane; signaling receptor complex. The transcript is spliced from 18 exons. The record is from RefSeq and is a predicted model, not a curated record.
AGGGGGAGCGCGGAGCGAGGGAGGGAUGAAGGAGGAGGGCAAUGUGUGGAGACGUAAGGAGGAGAAAAAGCUAGUAAACCUGACAAAGCGUCUGCGUAAAACACUGCGAGGAGUGUCGGCGAAGAGAAGAGGACACACGCUGAUGGAUUUUAACACAUUUUGCAUCGGACAUCUGUAUUAUCGUACCUCUUAAUCUCUCGUCCACCCUCGUUCGGACUUUCUUUUGAGUUGUCAAGUGCACAGCUGGAUUUUUGUUGCGCCCUGGAAGAAGAAACUUGGUGACGAGGACGAAAGUUUCGGGGCUUACUUCACUGUGCCUUUUUUUUAAAACCCCACUUUCACGGAUAAAACGCGUUAAAGCGGGAUUUCUUUGCAUGGCAGCGGACUGCUCUGCGAGUCAGACUUGGAAUAUAUGCUGUGAUUUCAUCGGAGUGUGGAUUAGUUAACUCCAAACAGAUUUUCUUUUCGGAGCGUUGAGGAGUUGGGAGACAUUCCUCAGUCUGGAUCGAGCCCAUGUUCUGUCCUCCUUUAUUCGUGCAUGCCAAAACACAACUACACGAUUUUACUCCACUCUGCCCAGGCGAUCGGGUGAAUUCCAGUGCGUGACAGUCCGACCCGGCAGCAGUUGAUGGUUGGGGAGACCCCCUCAGAUGGGAUCAGUGUCCAGGGGGCGGCGGAGAAGGGGGGUAUGGGGAGCUCUGGCCCCCUCUAACGGGAUGGCCUCGUGGGUCUGGCUGCUGGCUGCUGUCCUGCUCUCCCUGUUAACUGUCAGCGUGGCUCGGCCGCCCAUUACUACCACUAAGGAAGAGGAGACCACUUUGGAACCUGAAGAAGCAUCGAAUAAAUACCAAAUUUCUAAGCCCACGUUGUGCUCCGUGCACCCGGGGGAGGUGUUGAAGCUGAGCUGCCCACUGCCGGCAACGGGGACCAUCACCUGGACCAAAGAUGGCAGCUCUCUGGGCACCAACAACCGCACUCUGAUAGAACAGGAGGUGCUGCAGAUCCGUGAUGCCACACCUAAGGAUUCGGGGCUGUAUGCUUGCACCAGUGUGGGCAAAGACACGGUCUGCUUCAUAGUCAAUGUAACAGAUGCCAUCUCGUCGGGGGAUGAUGAGGACGAUACAGAGCGAACAGAAGAUGCAGGGGCGGAAGGAGAACAACUAAGGGCCCCAUACUGGACCUCGGCUGCAAAGAUGGAGAAGAAGCUGCAUGCAGUACCAGCUGCCAACACAGUCAAGUUCCGCUGUGCUGCAGGGGGCAACCCCCGGCCCAAGCUGAGUUGGCUCAAAAACAGCAGGCCAUUCCGUCAAGAGGACCGCAUGGGAGGUUAUAAGGUACGAAGUCAGCACUGGACCCUUAUUAUGGAGAGUGUGGUUCCAUCAGACAAAGGCAACUACACUUGUUUGGUGGAGAAUGAGUUUGGAUCCAUUAGCCACACCUACACCCUGGAUGUUGUGGAACGGUCUCCUCACCGACCCAUUCUCCAAGCUGGCCUGCCUGCCAACACGUCCGUCUAUGUCGGGGAAGACGCCCGCUUUGUCUGCAAAGUGUACAGUGACGCCCAACCUCAUAUCCAGUGGCUGAAGCACAUAACUCAAAAUGGCAGUCGUUACGGUCCCGAUGGGCACCCUUAUGUCAAAGUGCUAAAGCGUUCAGGCAUUAACAGCUCCGACGUGGAGGUGCUCACCCUCACCAACGUGACGCAGGAUGAUGCUGGAGAGUAUAUCUGUAAAGUCUCCAAUUAUAUAGGGGAAGCCAACCAGUCAGGCUGGCUGACUGUCAUGCCAGCGGCAGAGAAAAAUGUGGAGCCCCUUUCUCCCGAUUAUGUGGAGAUCGCCAUUUACUGCGCCGGCGUCUUUCUCAUCGCCUGCAUGGUCGGCAUCGUGGUGGUUUGCCGCAUGAGGAACACAGCCAAGAAACCGGAUUUUAGUGGCCAACCUGCAGUUCACAAAUUGAGCAAACAGAUCCCUCUGCGCCGCCAGGUAACAGUGUCAGCUGAUUCCAGUUCAUCAAUGAAUUCCAAUACGCCGCUAGUAAGAAUCACCACUCGGCGGAGUUCCGCGCACGAUGACCCAAUUCCUGAAUACGACCUUCCUGAGGAUCCACGGUGGGAGUUUGCAAGGGACAGGUUGACCCUGGGCAAACCCCUGGGUGAGGGCUGCUUCGGCCAAGUUGUAAUGGCAGAAGCUCUUGGCAUCGAUAAAGACAAACCCAAAGAGGCUGUAACUGUCGCUGUCAAAAUGCUGAAAGAUGACGCCACCGAAAAGGACCUGUCUGACCUGGUGUCAGAAAUGGAAAUGAUGAAAAUGAUCGGCAAGCAUAAGAACAUCAUUAAUCUGUUGGGGGCCUGCACACAAGAUGGGCCUCUGUAUGUGAUCGUGGAGUAUGCCUCCAAAGGUAAUCUAAGGGAGUACCUCCGAGCCCGCCGGCCUCCUGGAAUGGAGUACUCCUACGACAUUGCCCGCGUGUCUGACGAACAGCUCACGUUCAAAGAUCUGGUCUCAUGCACUUACCAAGUGGCACGGGGCAUGGAGUACCUCGCAUCCCAAAAAUGUAUACACAGAGACCUGGCAGCCAGGAAUGUCCUGGUCACAGAAAGCAACGUCAUGAAGAUCGCAGACUUCGGUUUGGCCCGCGAUGUCCAUAACAUCGACUACUAUAAAAAGACGACCAAUGGUCGGCUUCCUGUGAAGUGGAUGGCUCCCGAAGCGCUUUUUGACCGGGUCUACACGCACCAGAGUGAUGUAUGGUCAUUUGGGGUGCUCAUGUGGGAGAUCUUCACCCUAGGCGGCUCCCCAUACCCCGGCAUUCCUGUCGAAGAACUCUUCAAGCUGCUUAAAGAGGGCCAUCGCAUGGAUAAACCUGGCAACUGCACCAACGAGCUCUAUAUGAUGAUGAAAGACUGCUGGCACGCCAUAUCAUCCCAUAGACCAACCUUCAAGCAGCUUGUCGAGGAUCUGGAUCGCAUUCUUACCCUCAGCACCAAUGAGGAGUAUCUGGACCUGUGCUCCCCCACAGAGCAGUAUUCUCCGAUCUUCCCCGACACUCGCAGCUCCUGUUCUUCCGGCGACGACUCCGUGUUCUCACACGAGCCCUUACCGGACGAACCGUGUCUCCCCAAAUAUCAGCACAUCAAUGGCAAUGUUAAAACAUGAGCUCCCGUCUGCGCUCUUUACUGAAACUCCCAAAAGAUCACUCAGCAAAGACACCUGCCUUGAUAUUCUCCCACCAUUCUGGCCCGCCCUGUUUGUUUUUUCCACUCUCUAGCUUCCAGCUGGUUUAUGGACCCCUUUGGGACCAAGCUGGCAGCAGCGCUGUUGCACUGCCUUUUGCAUGCACUACAUCCUAGAUGCCAUCAAGUCUUAAAAAGAGCAAACGGACCCGACACAAGCUGAGCUUUUACCAGACUGGAUGAACUGACAUUCUCAAGGGUCCCUAUUUUUCGUUUUUCAUAUUAACAGAGACUUUAUAUAUAUAUAUAUAUACAUAUAUAUAAAUAUCAGUUUGGAAUGUAAAGUGUUUUGGAGACCUCAUUCCAGUGGCUGGCAUUCCAAGACUUUUAAUUGCUCCUGGAGGAAUGUAUGGACCAAUAUAAACUGAAAGAAGAGGACUUAAAAUAGGAAAAGGACUAAAGAGACAAAGCUUCGACUAACAAAACCAUGGAAGAGGAGAGUGCACGUAGAAACUACUUUCCUGCUUAUUUUGUAAUAUUGAUGCCUUUCUUUUUCACUUAUUCUAGAAAGAAAAAAAAUACACAGUAUAUUGUGUAGUCCUGGGUAUAUUUUGUAAAUAUCUUCAAAUAUGUAUAAAUAUAUAUUAUAUAUUUACAAUGAAUUAUUUUUUUGUAUGGACUCAAAAAUAAAAAAGGUACUUACCCCACCGAACACCACUCCCUUCCACCCAACUUGGAGUAAUAGGCAGGUUUGCACACAGUUUACACACACAAUACACACACAUACACAGACUUAAAAGCCUGUCUCACACUCACUCAGUAACACAUGGUUAAGUUUUGGGCUUUCAGGGACUGAGGUAGCAUGUUAAUUUAUUGACUUGUGAUGUUUGUAUGAAUUAGUAAAUCGGGAGAAAGAACAAAAUCAAUAUGAUGUUAUUAAUAAUGAACAUAAUGUCUAAAUAAUCCUGGAAAUGUAUGGUAAUUUAAAAAUGAUCUCUGCAGUAACGGGAAAAAAUGGCUUAUUUUUAGUAGGUUUUGACAGAAACGUGUUUUCUAAGUUUUAUAUAUAUAUGAAUGUGAAUAUUAAGUUAAAUUUUGGAAAUUUGUACAUUUUAUAGCAAGCUAAUUCCUUUUUUAUGUAGACCUUGAUGGCAUUCUCUAUCCAGACCGUUAACCCUUUGUUAGCUUCAUGUUGGGAAAUGGUUCAACAGGUCCAGAGUUCAAGACACUAAUCACCUGCUGCCUCUUUUAUAUGAAACCUAGAAUUUCAACUUAACAUGACACAAUCGAACAAUAGAGUAUGAAAUCAUUCAAGUGGUUUUAUUUUCUACUGGACCAACGUUAAGCUGUUCCGUUGCAGAUGUUCUUGUCACAUUUGCAAAUAAAUAAUUGAAACCACAUAUAUUUUGUUUCUUGUUAUUUUGGAAGGUGGGUUUAUUUCUUUGUACCUAUUAGACGUAUUGUAGUUCGUGUAAUAAAACAUGGUUUUGGCUGUUGUAAAUUAUGUCGCUUUUGGACAGCUGGAACAUUUUUUUGGAUAGAGAAACGUUGAAUCUAGCAUAGUUUCU